Messenger RNA from Podarcis lilfordi (Lilford's wall lizard), 19533 nucleotides. The record is from the annotation of a GenBank genome assembly. NCBI's taxonomy places the organism in Eukaryota, Metazoa, Chordata, Lepidosauria, Squamata, Lacertidae.
AUGCGCUGUGCUCCAAGCUCGCCCCCCUCGGAGAAUGUGCAUUUGCUGGGGCGCGGAGGAGCCUUCGCGGUUAUGCAGCUGGCGAAAGGCGUCAUGGCCAGUGAGUGACUUUCCUGCCGGGGUGGGGGAUCCUUGGGCUUCGUUAGGGGCUCUUAAUUUCCGGUGCAAAAUGCAAAAUGAUCUGGGCUGGCAGUUAAACAGGGACACACACCCGCUUUGCUAGUGGGAGAGGAGGGGGAGUUCCCUGGGAAAACAAGAUUUCUCUUUUCUGCUGCUUUGCACUGAUCUAGUUUGUGCACGUCUCUGUUCAGAAGGAAGCAUGCAUUUGGAACUGCACCCUGAGAUACUCAUUCUAUCCAUAAUCGCUGCUAUGGGGUUUUUUUGGUAGGAGACCGCUCAGCCUCCCCACCCCACCCCAACCCCCCGUAGAUGUUACACGUGGUAUUUCGGGGCGAUUUUCAGCGUAGUUAUAAUAAAAGUGCCUGAAAUCCUAUGCCAGACUACUGCGAAGUAAGUCUCAAUGAGUUCCGUGGGGCAACGGGAUUGCAAGCCCAAGUCUGUCAUCUCUUUAGUGGAUUCUUAUCCAAGGCUGAUUUAUCCACCCCACCCCACCCCCGCCCCGUGAAAUACUUGCUCUCCUUUCUGCAGGAAGUAGGAGGGAAUACACGUUUUGAAUAUUUAGCCAUGCCAGUGAAGAAAUUCCAUUCUAAACCAGUGGUUUGAAACCAGAACAGGGUUUCAAGUGGUUCUGGUGUGACCUGGGACGGUUGUCCUAAAACAAAAGACAACGAUAACUGUGUCACACUUUACAGUUUCAUCCUUUAUAUUUCUGUCUACUAGUAAGCCUGAGUUUAUUGAGAUUUCCCCAGUUUAGGUGUCCAUAGCCUCACGUUGCCAUCCUUAACACUGCUAGCGAAAAAGCCCACACAGUUAGACUGUCUUCUCCAUAAAUAUACAGAGGAUUGUGCUGUUAGAAAUCUCUCUAGGCGCCUGCGAAGUUUGUGCUACGCAUGCUUACCCCACAAAAGAUUUAAAAUUAAAUUGACCUUUGUUACCGCUUCCCUUUCCCCUUUAACUAGAGGGAGGCAAACAUUUCUGCUACUGUGCAAGUUUUGUUGGCAAUUUUCCAGUAAGUUUAAAGGACUCUGCUUUGGAGUUUCUUUGACUUCUGGUAAAUUUGGAAAGCUCUGUGGCUGUGCAAGAAUAAAAGGCUGCUCUCUAACUUGUCCACAUGAGAGACAUUAUCAUAAUUAUAAAUGUACAAUGGUACCUCGGGUUACAUACGCUUCAGGUUACAUACGCUUCAGGUUACAGACUCCGCUAACCCAGAAAUAGUGCUUCAGGUUAAGAACUUUGCUUCAGGAUGAGAACAGAAAUUGUGCUUCGGCAGCAUGGCAGCAGCAGGAGGCCCCAUUAGCUAAAGUGGUGCUUCAGGUUAAGAACAGCUUCAGGUUAAGAACGGACCUCCAGAACGAAUUAAGUACUUAACCCGAGGUACCACUGUAUUACCUAACCUCCCCCUUAAGGUCACAACAGUUUGAAAUGUUGUUGGCAUCUGUCUGUCUUGAGAGACAAUGGAAGAGUGCCAUGGGGGGGGUAAAGUCAAACCAUUGGAGAGGGCAACUGCAGUGGCUUGGCCCCUGCCAACAUCAGCCCUGCCUAAAGAAUGGCUUUUACCUGCAUUUUUUAUCCAUCUCAUAGAAUCAUAGAGUUGGAAGAGACCACAAGGGCCAUCGAGUCCAACCCCCUGCCAAGCAGGAAACACCAUCAGAGCACUCCUGACAUAUGGUUGUCAAGCCUCUUCUUAAAGACCUCCAAAGAAGGAGACUCCACCACACUCCUUGGCAGCAAAUUCCACUGUCGAACAGCUCUUACUGCCAGGAAGUUCUUCCUAAUGUUUAGGUGGAAUCUUCUUUCUUGUAGUUUGGAUCCAUUGCUCCGUGUCCGCUUCUCUGGAGCAGCAGAAAACAACCUUUCUCCCUCCUCUAUGUGACAUCCUUUUAUAUAUUUGAACAUGGCUAUCAUAUCACCCCUUAACCUCCUCUUCUCCAGGCUAAACAUGCCCAGCUUCCUUAGCCGUUCCUCAUAAGGCAUCGUUUCCAGGCCAUUGACCAUUUUGGUUGCCCUCCUCUGGACACGUUCCAGUUUGUCAGUGUCCUUCUUGAACUGUGGUGCUCAGAACUGGACACAGUACUCCAGGUGAGGUCUGACCAGAGCAGAAUACAGUGGCACUAUUACUUCCCUUGAUCUAGAUGCUAUACUCCUAUUGAUGCAGCCCAGAAUUGCAUUGGCUUUUUUAGCUGCCGCAUCACACUGUUGGCUCAUGUCAAGUUUGUGGUCAACCAAGACUCCUAGAUCCUUUUCACAUGUACUGCUCUCAAGCCAGUGUCGCCCAUCUUGUAUUUGUGCCUCUCACUUUUUUUGCCCAAGUGCUCGACUCCCCCCUUCCUUCUCGACUCCCCCCUUCCCCCGCAAGCAUCACAUCCUUGUCAGAAUUUCUGUCAUAAUCCAUAAAUUAUCUAGCAGGUUGUCUGUGCAUCAUUUGGAGCACUGCAGGUACAAUAAUAAUUUCAGGGGUUUUUUAAAUUAUAAAUUUAGGAGUAUUUUCUGGGGCCUUUCCCACUAGUUCAUGAUCUGCCUUCUUGCUUGUUAGAUUUCCGUAUCGCUCUCAUCCAGCUUCACGUGUCUGCUGCCAAAACUGAGAACCUGAACCGAGCCUGUGGUCUUGUGAGGUCUGCAGCAGAACAAGGAGCAAAACUUGUGGUUCUCCCAGUGAGUACUUUCCCUGUUUCCUACAAAACCUUCAAACUUGUUUACUGUUUGUUAUUCACAGAGUUUCAGUCUUCCUCCCUGGUACUGCGAGUUUCCUUCAGCAGGGUUUGAAAUAACAUGCAAGUGUAAGUUGUUCUUAGUUCUGUGCAUUUUGGAUAUGACAGCUAAAACUGUCUUGUUUGCAUUUCUGGGUUUGGUUUUGUUUUUAGGUUAUUUAUAGCCUGCCUUCAACAGAUUUCCCAAGAUGGCAAAAUAUAAAAUACUGUAUCUGAAAUGCCAAAUACAAGAUUAAAAACCAUUUCUAAAAUGUGGAACAGUAGCCUGUAAUUCCACAGAGGAGAGAUAAGUGAUUUUAAAUUGAGCAAUAAUAUAAUUGUAAUAGAUCUAUAGCUGGUGCUGAAGAGACAUUAGCGAAGACACUAGCUGAGCCAUUUAUUUAUUACGUUUAUAUCUCACCUUUGUUUUGUUUUAUUCUUCCAUGUAUGAUGCAUUACGGUAUUUUAAUAUUUUGUUGGAAGCCGCCCAGAGUGGCUGGGGAAGCCCAGCCAGAUGGGCGGGGUAUAAAUAAUAAAUUAUUAUUAUUACUAUUACUAUUACUAUUACUAUUACUAUUACUAUGUUUUGCUUUACUACCUUUGACACACAAGUGAUUACACUAAAUGUGCUUUUUGAAAACAACAUUUUCUGGCUUUGUGCAGCAGCGAUCUUAAUUGGGACAAGGGUUCCUUUCCUGUUGGAUCCUCUUUGCCCACAGAGUUCUCUUGCCUGAGUUCGUCAUUAACCUUCUGAGUUGGCCAUUAACCUUCUGCUGCCUUGUAUGCGGCCCCAACAGUGCAAAGUUCUUGAUAAACCAGCCAGAACGUUUAAAGUGUAGGAUGUUUCCCCUCCUGCUAAUGGAUAUUCCGAUGUCAAAUAAAUAUUCCCAUAUUAGCUGUAGUGUAAACAACGGAUGUUCAAAAUGGUCUUUGCUGUUCUCUUCCUGAGCCACUUAAAGUGAUGACAUAUACAUUACUUGUGAAAUUAUCAUGUUUGAAGGUGCCAAGUGUUUCAUGAAUCUUGAAGAACGCGGAUUAUCUGUGUUCACCAAUUUCUCCCUUUGCCUUUAUUCCACAGAGUAAUUGGCUCCUCAGUGAGCCAGGAAGCAAAGUGGGGAGGUAAAGAAACUUGAUUAACUUGGGCCUAGAUGCACCAGAUUAUGGAGGUAGCUAUGACUGUAUCUGUCUGGUGAGAGCGAAGGCACCUCUUGUUUCAGAUUUAAUCCAAAUAAUGUUGUUUCUUGUUACCCAAAUCUCAAGGCUAGACUUCUAUACAGUGGUACCUCUGCUUACGAACUUAAUUCGUUCCGGAGGUCCGUUCUUAACCUGAAACUGUUCUUAACCUGAGGUACCACUUUAGCUAAUGGGGCCUCCCGCUGCCACCGCUGCGCAAUUUCCGUUCUUAUCCUGGGGCAAAGUUCUUAACCCGAGGUACUACUUUUGGGUUAGCGGAGUCUGUAACCCGAAGUGUUUGUAACCCGAGGUACCACUGUAAUGCAUCCUUCUGAUUUCUCUGAGGAAGUAGACCGUGGCCCAGGUUCUGUGGUGAAUCUGGCGUUGUUAUUGCCAUGCCUUUUGUUGGGGCUCACAGUACACUGACUUCUUGUUGACUCCCAGACCCAGCACAGGCUCUCUUUACCAACUUCCAGUAGCGUCGAGGCAAAUUCAAAAGUGCAUGGUCCCUUCAUGAUAGUCACAGCCAUACCCCCUUCUAAGAUUAUAAGUCUUCUAAGACUAUUCAAUAAUAUUAUGAUUACACAACAAUUAUAAUUAGGACCACUAAACCUUUGCCUGCUUCUGUGGCCUUGCCAUAACAUAUAUCUUGGUUAUUAUAUCCUGGUCUGUGAUCUUUGCUUCUCCACUCCCACCAACAUCCAAAGGUCUUCUGCUCAUGCAAAAGACUCCACCAUUUCUCCUUUGCUGCCCUGUAUUCUUGAAAGUACCUGUCAGAACACCUGUGCGAUAGCACCUCUCUUACUUAACUUCAAAUCCUCAUUUAACCCACCUUUUCCAUGAAGCCUUUGACACUGCCUUUGCUCAGUCCCCACCCAUUUCCCAAAUCCUCCUGUAACUUGACCCAUCAUGAAGCCUAAGCGUUUUCCAAAGGAGCUGCCUGACGUAAGCAAGUCAAAUGUAAGAGGACUGCAUCUCACGUUUAAAGAUACAUUGUGUGUGCUUGCGUAGAAAUUCAGAGCUAUAUUUUAUUCUGUAAACAAUUCCAGUAUUGGAAGUUCAUCCAUGUUUCAUCUUUGUCAAGAAGAAGAAGUUUGUAGAGCUCACUUGUGGCCAGACACAUUUGUACAGAUUACUUUAAAAAUCUCAGACUUUGAGAGGGCCGUCAUAGGCAUAUUUACUCAGAAGCAGGCCUCAUUCAGUUCAGUGGGACUUGCUCUCAGGUAAGUGUACUUAGGGAUUGCAUUCUGAAUAUGCUACACAGAUGUCUGUUUCAUUUUGCUUUCAAUUUUAGGAAUGCUUCAAUUCUCCCUAUGGCACAAAAUAUUUUCCAGACUAUGCGGAGAAAAUUCCUGGCGAGACCACAGAGAAGCUCUCGGAAAUUGCGAAGGAGUGUGGUGUUUAUCUGAUUGGAGGUAAAUUGCCAUAUUGGCGAUUGUGAUGAGUGUUACAGUUUUGCUUGUCCUAAAUACAGCUGUAAGGUUAGAAUAAGCAUUGUGUUUGAAUAUCUGCCUAAGUCAUAACAAUUUUCUUCUCUUUAAUGAAAGGAUCUAUUCCAGAAGAGGAUGCUGGGAAGCUUUAUAACACAUGCACUGGCUUUGGUCCAGAUGGUGCUAUGAUAACCAAGUACCGAAAGGUAAAAUAUAAUAGCUAUGGCCAUGUUUUGAUGUAAAGGAAACCCACUAUUAUUUGUAUAAGGUGUACAUUAUCGUUAAAACAAAAUAUGCUUUGCUUUGCUCAUUAUAUAUAUAUAUAUAUAUAUAUAUAUAUAUAUUCAUCCAGCACCUGAGAGAAGCCUCGUGGCCACGUAUUUAAAAUACCGUAUUUUUUGCUCUAUAAGACUUACUUUUUCCCUCCUAAAAAGUAAGAGGAAAUGUGUGUGCGUCUUAUGGAGCGAAUGCAGGCUGCACAGCUAUCACAGAAGCCAGAACAGCAAGAGGGAUUACUGCUUUCACUGUGCAGUGAUCCCUCUUGCUGUUCUGGCUUCUGAGAUUCAGAAUAUUUUUUUUCUUGUUUUCCUCCUCCAAAACCUAGGUGCGUCUUGUGGUCUGGUGCGUCUUAUAGAGCGAAAAAUACGGUACUUGGUGGCAUUGAAGAAUAGUUUGUUACAUUUGCAUCCUGCACUUUCUGCCAAGAUUAGAAUGGAGUCACAACAAAGGGACUUUCCAGUUUGCUCCAUGGCAAAUACCUGAAGUUUCCCAUUCCGACAUUUAGAUCUAGGUUUACUACAUCUAAGACGGCACAUUAAUUGCUGCACCACGCUGGCAUUCUCGCCAUAGUUCCAUAAGUUGCAGGUUAAAUUGCAGUAGUUUAUCUUUGGACUAAACAUUUCUAUGGGCAGAAAAGCAAAUCUGGAUCCAGCCCAGUACAGGCGUCUUCCCCACUUGCACGCAUUCAGUAUGCAUGCUGCUGCUGACACACAUGUUGAAAAUGGCACCCAAAGGGGGUGGGGGAAUCCCCCCCACUUGCACUUGUCCUGGUGAUGAACACAGCCGCCUGGAAUGGAACCCCUGCGAAGGUGGGGAUUCCCUUGUAUAUACUUCUCAAAUGAGAGCACUACAAGGUGUUCUGGAAAACUGAAGUUAUUUAGAAGAUAUAUGCAGAGCAUAGAAUUGCCUGUUGUGAUAUAAAUAUAUAUGAAUGGAUAGCAGGCAUAUAGAGAAAGCACAAUUAAUGUGGAAUAAUUUGCAAGCAGCGCACCUUUUUUAUUUUGAAAACAGAUUCAUUUGUUUGACAUUAAUGUCCCCGGGAAAAUCCGGUUUCAGGAAUCAGAAACGCUGAGUCCCGGUGCCACAUUAUCUGUGAUUGAUACACGUAAGUAAAGCGUCUUCAUUCUAGUGAAUAGCAAUUCACUUCAGGAUGUAUUGUGGCUUAUGUGUGGUCAAAAAAUGUCUGUGCUGUUAGCUUCUGUAUGUAGACUGCGAGUUUAUCUUUUCAUUGUGUAUGGGAUCUUCUCAGCCAUAUUUUUAAUAAGGAAGUAUUAAGUGUGUGUGUGUGUGUGUGAGAGAGAGAGAGAGAGAGAGAGAGAAUGAGAGAGGUAAGCAUUUAUAGACUGAGAUUUCUGCUUGGACUUCCCAAGGCAGUGACAUAUCUGGCAUGUUUUUAAUGUUUUGGAACAGCUUAUUGCAAGAUAGGUCUUGGGAUCUGUUACGACCUCCGCUUUGCUGAGCUUGCUCAAAUCUACACACAGAAAGGUGAGGACAUCCUGCUGAGUUGAAUGAAUUUGUGGUGGGGGAGAAGGGUAUGACAAUUCCUUGUAAAACACCCAAUUUCAUAUCCUAAAGUUCCAUACACUAGCAAAGAGAAUGUGCUUGCAUCCAAGCUACAAUUCGGCAUAUUCAUAAUUGAUCUUAUGGGAAUCUCCUUGUCCCAAAAGGCAAGCGUUUAUUUGUCUAAUUAGGGAGGUUCCCCAUUAAGGUGCAACAACUAAAAGUCGUAUAAUUGACGUUGAACAAAGAGGACACCUUCUCAUCAGUCUGUUAGUGCUUGCCUGUCUAAAGAAAACUCAUGUUUUCUCUCCACAUUCUGUUGAUUUCAAUGAGACAUUCAGUAUGGUACCUGUAGUUGCUACUCACUCUACUGCCAGCAGGGGGCUUGGUUGAAUAGCGUUGUUGUUUAGUCAUUUAGUCAUGUCUGACUCUUCAUGACCCCAUGGACCAGAGCAUGCCAGGAACUCCUGUCUUCCACUGCCUCCCGCAGUUUGGUCAGACUCAUGUUGGUAGCUUCGAGAACACUGUCCAACCAUCUCGUCCUCUGUCGUCCCCUUCUUCUUGGGUCUUUUCCAGGGAGUCUUCUCUUCUCAUGAGGUAGCCAAAGUAUUAGAGCCUAAGCUUCAGGAUCUGUCCUUCCAGUGAGCACUCAGGGCUGAUUUCCUUAAGAAUGGAGAGGUUUGAUCUUCUUGCAGUUCAUGGGACUCUCAAGAGUCUCUUCCAGCACCAUAGUUCAAAAGAAUCAAUUCUUCGGCGAUCAGCCUUCUUUAUGGUCCAGCUCUCACUUCUAUACAUCACUACUGGGAAAACCAUAGCUUUUACUAUACGGACCUUUGUCAGCAAGGUGAUGUCUCUGCUUUUAAAGAUGCUGUCUAGGUUUGUCAUUGCUUUUCUCCCAAGAAGCAGGCGUCUUUUAAUUUCAUGACUGCUGUCACCAUCUGCAGUAAUCAUGGAGCCCAAGAAAGUAAAAUCUCUCACUGCCUCCAUUUCUUCCCCUUCUAUUUGCCAGGAGGUGAUGGGACCAGUGGCCAUGAUCUUCGUUUUUUUGAUGUUGAGCUUCGGACCAUAUUUUGCGCUCUCCUCUUUCACCCUCAUUAAAAGGUUCUUUAAUUCCUCCUCACUUUCUGCCAUCAAGGUAGCUCUUCCAAAAGGCCCCAGACUGAUUUGGGCACUGACUAGCCAUAGCUGCUGAAAGGAUCUCUGGACAGUGACUUCAACGAUAAACUUCAUACAGAGAACAUUUCCAACACAGCUGAUAUUUAUUAGGUAUUCUAACCUGGCCUAUCUUGUGGGCUUGGAGCAGGUUGCAUUUUCUGAAACUUGUGGGAUCGCCUUACCCUUUAUAUGCCCUCCUGGCCACUUCAAUCUACACAAUUACAGGUGCCACAUUUGUAAGAAAUCAGUCUUUUGGUGUGGCAUCAUCUACACUUUGGAGCUCCCUUCCUAUUGAUAUCAAGAAGGUAUCUUCGCUCUGCUCUUACCAGUGCUUGCUUAAAGCCCAUCCAAAUAUGUGGACGAUACAUGUGUUUUAAUCAGUUUUUAGAUUAUUGUUGAUUUUAAUUAGUUUUGGGUGCUUUACAAUACCUGGGUUUAACUGUCUUGUACUGAUAAGGUCAAUGCUUUGUUUAAUUGCUUCUGUAAACCACUUUGUAAUGAAACCUCACUCGAGCGGUGUAUACAUUUUUGUUACACAAAAAUAUGCUAAACAGAAUGUCCAGUGGCGGCCGAGGAGAGCAAAGCAUAACCCCGAAGACUUGACCAAAGGAAGAGAAACGUCUCAAAAAAACACUGUGGUGAGAUUGCUGCUGCUUUUCCAUGACUAUGCCUUUCUCUCCCAAUAAUAUAAAUGCAACUCAGCCACCACCUCCUUCCUUUUGAACCAGGUUGCCAGCUCUUGGUGUAUCCAGGGGCUUUUAACUUGACAACGGGGCCAGCCCACUGGGAACUGCUCCAAAGAGGACGGUGAGAUCCAGCAAAUUAUCCCUUCUCCCAAGUGCAUGUCCAAAAAAUAGUUCAAUAGUGACACUCGUUACAUUGCUGAAGGUGCUGUUCUUUUUAAAUAGGAAAGCAAUCCCUCACUAAAUUAAAAACAAUAUGGUACUUGCUUACACUGAAGCAGAUAUAUGAUGAAUGCAUGCACAGCAGAAUAGAACUUCAAGCUUGCUCCGUUCAUCUGCUGCAUUUUCUCCAGUGCACAAAGAUUCAUACUGAAGCCUUUUAUUCCUUUUCAUACAGAGCUGUCGAUAACCAAGUCUAUGUGGCAACGGCAUCUCCUGCCAGGGAUGAGAAGGCGUCUUAUGUAGCCUGGGGACACAGCACUGUGGUAAAUCCAUGGUAAGUAGGAAAAUGGAGUGUACUCGGAACAUGUCUUGCAUUCAGUACCAUCCCAUGUCACGUUUUCUGACUCAGUUUCUAGUUCAAAGUUUUUGAAUUUGUGGCACGAUACCAGACCAAUUCAUUCAGAUAAAGCCUUGCUGAGAAUCUAUUUUGUACUAUAAUAUUUUAGUAAAACUUUGAAACAGCAAAUGCUGGGAAGGCCAAUAGGAAAGGAUACGUGAGAGAAACAUUGAACAUGAUACGUUUUCAAAAGUGCAUUUGAACCUGUGGUGGUGAUCAAAACCUGGAUUACCUUGAAAGCUUACUGCUUCAGAAUUCUUUGCCCUACUUCUUUUCUUGUUCGCAUCUAGUUUGGAUGGGAAUCAAACGGCCAAGUCAGGAACUUCCAUUUCCUAUCAGCCUGUCCUUCUGGAACUCUAUCCCAUUCCACCUUUGAGCUCGGAGGGUUGAAGAAGUAAAGGAGGUUGAAGGCCUUGUUUUAGGAAGUCUGUGGCUCUUAAGGGGUGCAUGUACAGUGGUACCUCUGGUUGCAAACGAGAUCCGUUCCGGAGCCCCGUUCGCAACCUGAAAGGAAGCAACCCGUGUCUCACGCGCACGCACGAUUCACCGCUUCUGCGCAUGCACGUGAUGUCAUUUUGCGUGUCUGUGCAUGCGUGAGUGGCGAAACCUGGAAGUAACCCUUUCUGGUACUUCCGGGUCGCCUCAGGACGCAACCUGAAAAAACGUAUCAUAAAGCAAACGUAACAAGAGGUAUGACUGUAAUGUGUUUAUUUUAAGUUUUAAAAUUUAUUUAAAGUUUAUUUUAAGUUUUAAAAUAUGUUCAUUAACCUAUAACAAGGUAAAGACCACAGCUCUGUUGACCGUUUCCUCCCAGCUCCCAGAGAGCUUCUGUCAUGGCUCUGUUUUCUUUUUCAGGGGGGAGGUCAUAGCCAAAGCUGGCACUGAGGAAACUGUUAUCUAUGCAGAUAUAGGUGAGUCCGCAGUAGUGUUUUUUGUCCUCCCGUGGCAUGGGCUUCUUCUGUAGCAUUAAACCGGGACAGAGUGACACGAUUCAGUUCCUUGACUAUAAAAUGGGAAUAAACCACCACCCCCCGCAAGGAUAUUUAUGAGUGAGAGCGCAAAGCAGGCUCAAUAACUUUGCAUGUCUUUCAUGCAAUGGUAAAUUAAAAUUUACCACUGGAUCUGCCAAGCUAAGAUUCGACUGAUUUUGCAUGUGAAAAUUAAGGAUUUAACCUUCAUCUUGUUUUCUGGGAUAAAAACCUACCCAGGCACACUUUUCAUUGUGCAGUUUACUUAUAAGUAGACAUAUAGGGUAGUCCUUCUAACCUAGGACAUUGUCACCUGCACAACAUCUCCAAAUUUCAGCCAGUUGCCACUGUUUUCCUUCUGAAAGGAAGAAAAAACCACCCAGGGAAUAACACACAUAAGAAAUGCAUUGAAUGUUACCAUUGGGAUACUAAAAUAUUCCAUUUUUUCCAUUAAAAAAUGGUCAGGGAAAGGCCAGGAAACAUGGGGGGCAUAGGGUGUCAAUAGGAUCUAGUUUGGGGAACAAGGACAUUGUCAUGCAAGUUUAUCAUUGGAGUGAGAUAUACAAGGUUAACCUUAGUUUUGAGUUGACAUACUGUAGUUUUUUUUCUAGAUGGUAUCCAAUAUUUUCAUGGCAGUUUUACUUUAAAAGGUAGUUUUUGUUAUUGUAAUUGAAAAUAAAAAACAUAGCUUAGUUAAGGAACAGAAAUUGUGUUGUUUGCUCAAUAUGCAGGGACAAUUGUUUCCUGUACAAAACAAUUAUACCUCCUUUGGAUAAGUUCUUUCUGGCUGUGGGUGUAUUAGUUUUGUCAAGCACACCUCAUCUAGAACAAACACAAUCUUUUUCUGUGAUCCAAAACCUCCCCAAACUUACACUGAUAAAUUUCACUGGGGUACUAAAAAUACUGCAAUAACUGGGUUGUGGGGCAGUUUUUUGUUGUUGUCAACAUUGGAUAAAUGCUAAAUUAUAGUGGCUACAGGGCAGUGUGAGGAGCAGUGAGGGAGAAUUGGUGGUAAUAUGGGCCUUCUUAUUUCUGUUUACAGACCUAAAGAGGCUUGCAGAAGUUCGACAGCAAAUCCCCAUUCUUUCUCAGAAGCGGUCUGAUCUUUAUGCUGUAGAAUCGAAAUUUGCAUGAUGUAUAGAGACUUGGACCAGUACAGAAAAAUCACCUUUCUUUUCCUAAAUUUUUAGUCAAUGAUGUUGAAAAAAUGAAGUGUCCUUCGGAUAAAAAUCUAUUAAGGAUAAGAAACCCAAUUUAUAAAUUAAAAAUUCUAUAUAAAAUCUAGUGGUAAGCUUUGAAUGAGAGGGGUACAUUUGAGUUUUUUAUAUUAGGGUACUUGAUUAAGCCACUUCACAAUGCAUUGAAAUAUAUGUGUAUCACCAUAGCAGUGCCUUAGAGAUCAAGCAUAUAUAUGCACGCAAUGGUAAGAUUGACUAUUAUGCUUUGAUAAAUUGCCUCAGUCCAGUAUACCUGAAAUACUAUCUCCACCCUCAUUGUUCAGCCUGGACACCGAGGUCCAGUUCUGAGGGUCAUCUUCUGGUUCUCUCACUGCGAAAAGUGGUUACAGGGAACCAGGCAGAGGGCCUUCUCGGUAGUGACGCCCACCCUGUGGAAUGCCUUCCCAUCAGAUGUCAAGGUGAUAAAGAAUUGCACAGCUUUUAGAAGACAUCUGAAGGCAGCCCUGUUCAGGGAAGUUUUUAAUGUUUGAUGUUGUAUCGUGUUUUAACUAUUCUGCUGGCAGCUGUCUAAAGUGGAUGGGGAAACCCAGCCAGAUGGGCGGGGUAUUAUUAUUAGCAGCAACACUUGGGACAAUAUGUUUUGACCUUGCAGUAUUUUGCAAAAGCUGUACCAUCAUUCAGUGAAAAGCAAGGCUCUGAGCUGUCCUUGAAAGUUUUCCCCUCCCUAUCAAUCUCUUCUCCAAUUCCCUCAGUUAGCUGAAUUCUGUUGUUUCAUGUCACGGCAGGUUCGGCGCUCUAUCCCACUCCAGUCCAAGGGCAUUAUUCCCUUAUUUAUGUUAAAGGGGAAGUUACCUUGUUUAGGCUGCAUUGUCCAUCAGUUCAAGAAAACUGUGCCAGGAGUAACUAGUGGUGGAGCACUGAGUUGCUUCUUCCAUGAGAUAACAGGUUUAUUUAUGUACAACACUUGUUUGUUCAUACAAAUGUUAGGUUGGGGAACCUCAGGCUUGGAAUCUAGAAGCAACCUUCCAUGUCUUUCUCCCCAGGUCAUGGCCUACUCAAAUAUUUUUGCCUGGCUGGAAUGUGGCUUUGAAUUGUGCAAAUCUCCCAAAUAUAAGAGUUUGUAAGCAUCUGUGGUUAACUGCCAAAGCCACAAGGAUUACAUGACUCUGCUGCAUUUAACAUUUAUUUUCUAGUGCUUCAGCAACAAAAAGACACUGACAUAUACUGUGUUGUUUGCUUGGGGGUGUAUUUAUAGAACCAAAAUCAAUUAUUAGAAUAAGUCAUCCUUGGGGCAGGGGCUUUUCCUGGAGGGAGAGGUGCUGUAGUCAAGUCAUAAAAGCACAUGUUUUGUAAACAGAAGGUCCCUAGUUAGUGUCAACUACAGAGCUAGAUAGACCAGUAGGCUGAUUUGAAAUAAGACAGCUUCCUGUGAAGGUGUUCUUCACCCUUGUGGUUGUGAUAACACAGUCCAAAGCUGUCCUGGGAACCUUUGAAGGUGGGGCUGCAACUCUGUUAAAAUAUAAAUAAAAUUCAACUUACGUGGAUAACAUUCCAUUGCAAAUCCCAAAGUAAUGAACUACAUUGUCUCUUGUCUCUCAAUGAAGAAUUGAAUUAACGUAGUUUUUCAAGGGAUAGGUACUUCCUAGGCUGUUUUAACAAUGAUGUAUUCAGAACAUAUAUAGAGAUUAUCUGCAUUCUGACAUUCAGUUGGUAUUUGUGGCCAAGUUUGCUGACACCGUGCACUGUUCAUUGCUCAUCAUCAAACAGCAAGUCACAAAAAUCUGCCACAAUCUACACCUGUUGGAAAUUUUACCUACAUAAAGGACAAUAAAUCUACCAGUCUUUCAAUCCUGUAAAAUAUCUGGACAGUCAGAAUGAUUAGUACAGCUGGGACCAUGGGCAAAUUCAUAGAGUGAAAGCAAAGAUGAAAAGAGAAUGAUACUCUUAAUAGUGAUCACUGGUUCAUAACCCACUUCUAAAUAUACUUUCACCAAAACAGGAAUUUUGAUUCCAUUAAUAAAACACUUACAGGUUUUAAAUACUUUAAGUUUGUAAGUGUUCAGCCCAAUAGUAUAAAUGUGGAAUUACUGCUGCCACAACCAAUAACUGCUUUUCUUUCUGAUGGAAUACCAAGUUUGUUACAUUUUUAAAAAGCAAAAAGGCACAUACAGUGAAAUGAAAUUUAUUUUUUUUAGAAAACACACACCAUGUAUUCAGUAUCUGACGCCUUCGUUUAAAGCCACAAUGUAAACUGCCCGCUGUGCACAAGCACAUAUACUACCACCCCAGGACCCCCACUUGAGAUUUAAUAGCUGUCAUACUAGCUGCUGUUUUCCAAGUAGCUUGGACUUGAUGAUAGUUCUUUUCUAGCAUCCCCCUCUUCUUGCUCAUUCUCACUGAUUCACACAUCUAUACCUGCCAAGAAAGCAAAAAACCCUCAGUAUGUAUAGUACAAAUUUUAAUCCCCUCCGGAGAACAGAAAAAUGUUUUAUAGGGCUCUCAAGUUAGCCUUUACAUAUAUAAAACGCAGGAGUUCCAGUACUAUGUAAUAAAAAUUAGAUUCUCAUAGGGGAGAGGGACCUUACAGAAAUUAAGGCUAUAAUCCUAUACCCACUUACCUGAAAGCCAGCUCCACCUAAUGCAGUUACAGGUAUAGGGUUACACACGUUACGAUUCAGCUAAAAUGAGGCCUAUUAAAUUGCAAUUGAUCUCAAUGGGAGAUAGUCAAGAAUUUCUUUAAAUUUGCCAAUUAAAGGCUUACCUUUGGCUAGAUCACACCUUUAAAUUUUGGAAUGUUUGUAUUUCCACACUGUUGCAUGGACCACACAAUAGGCUGAUGGCUCAAAUACCAACUUGACAGCUGGUAUAAUGCCUAAUCUUUCUUCUUUUUUGCUGACAGCAUUAAUUCUUAUUCUCUAGCUAAAUAAGAGAAACUACAGAAAUCUUGUUAUCAAGAUGUAAUGACUGAAGUAAGCCUGAUAAUGAAUUCCACUAUGCCCUAGUUUUCAACAAGUUCAUCAGCUUGUCUUUCGUUUGCUCUCUUGGAUAAAACUGGAGAGUGUACAUAGUUGCAAUAUCCAGUUCUGAAAAGCCAGUCCUUCAAUGAAAACUGAGCAGCCAUUUUCCAGUUCUCAGCAAUGCUACUUUGAUAGAGAUCAACUGUCAGACCAGGGAUGGGCAUCCUGUCAUUUAUUAUCUGGUUAAAUACCCAAGUAAUCAAAGGACAACACCAGUGGGAAAGCAGCUUGUUAUUUCGAAGUCUCAACAAUUAUAUUCAUGUGUGUGCGCGCGUAUUUACAAUUUAAAUAGAAUCACCACAAGUAGUUGUGCUAGGUAUAUUUCCCCAAAUUCACUUCCAGUUGUCUAAAAUUUUUAUGGCUAUGGCCUGCUGUGCUUCUGAAACCUGUUAACAUUUCAUUAAUAAAAAAAAAAUAUUUCCUAGAACUUUCUUGUAACAUUUUUUUUGGGGGGGGUGAGAAAUCGUUUUUUAAAUAGUCUUCCUUCUUCAGGAAGCUGAAUUUCCUUAGCAAUACAAAUCAAAAUAUGCCUAAUCUGAAAAUACUGAUCCCAGGAUAGUCCAAAAGUGCCUUUUCCUUUACAUUUUUAUACGUUACUGUAUCAUGUUACAUGUAAGGCUUUCAUUCAUUAAGAGUCCUAUAUUUCCAACAAAAUAGACAACUUGUUCAUUAUAAUUUAUUCCACUAUGAAACUGAAGAUUGCAUACAUGGGGUUCUCAAAUUGUCUACCAUCUGGGCAUUGACAAGACCCAGAGUAGCUUAGUUUCCAUUAACAGCCUUCAGACAAUGCCCAUGGAUAACCAUGAUCCUGGAGCAGAUUUCAGAUAUCUACAUGCUGUACAAAACAAUUCAGACCCAUGUUGCCUAAAAGCGUGUUGUAUAUACUUUUUCACAUCAAGAAGAUUGUGUGUUCACCUAGUCCUUCCCAAGUUAACAAGACCAGGCAGUUCUAUACCAUCAGUACAUUUGUUUAUACAGACUGAUUGAUCAACGUUCAGUAUGGGUAUGGUUUCCUGCCAUAAAUAGUAAAAACAUCAGCUGAUGUGUAUUGGUCGUAUUUGUUUUGUUUAUCAUGGUGGAGUCAGAGACCUACUUGUCCAGCUCCUCUGUGACUUUUGAUGGAGUCUAAUUUUCAACCACUUUUCUAAGCUACUCUUGCAACCUAACAGCACAAUCCUAACCAAAUCUACUUAGAAGUAAGUCCUACUGAAUUCAGGUUAGCAGGGUUAGGAUUGCAGCCCACAUCCUUUAAACAGCCUAUUUUCAGAUCUUCAGAAGCCCCUUUCAAAGCUCUAUUUUGCACAGCCCUGCGGCUUUGCAGGUACUACUGGUCAGCUGAUCAGAAGUGCCUACAAGCACUUUUUCAGUCCAGCCCCACACCUGACUUCACGUAGAGCAGGGGUGUGUGGCUGGGCCGAAUGGUGAGCUCUGGUAGACAGGCCCAUUUAAAAAGCUAUGCUGAUUCCAUGCCCCUUAGGAUAAAUUGUCUUGUUAGGUAAGUUACCCAUUUUUAAAAGGGAAAUUCUAUAGCAAUAAGGUUCCUUUUUUAAAAAGUCACACCCCAUUGCACCAGCAAAAAAAAUGGGGAAAUAAAACAUGGUUAUUUGAAGUUUCACUAUUCCGUGCAGAGAAGUUAGCAGCACAUUCACAUAACAUGAUUGUCUUUUUUUGUAUGCUGAUUUUCUAAGGAAGCAAUUUUAAAACCAAUACCCUAAAUCUUACAUGUAUAAGAGAUAUUUGAAUGUAAUAUUUAUUUGGUGACUUUACAAGUGUAAGUCAUUUACAAAAAAAUAACAAACAAAUGUAAUUCUCAGUGCAGUUUCAAAUAUCUGAAAACAGGAAACAAUCUGUGAUGAUUUGGAAUGCUAGUAUCAGACAGCACAUGCUUAAUUCUUAAUUGUUUUCCAGAGACAGAAGUGUCAGUGUACAUAGAGCCACGCAAAUAAAAACCCUUUUGAAAAACAUGAUACAAUUUACAGAUGAGAGGGAUACUUCAAUAGAAAACUCAAGAACUCAAAAAAAAAAUUUUUUUUGGAAGCAGCUGACUUUCCAAACUGAACAUAAUGGAAAGAUUAAAAUUAUCACUGAAUCUUGUCAAUUUUCUUCUUCAUUUAUUACAUUAACAGAAUGAACUCUUUUCAGCAAAAUGUAGUGUAACUAGUUUUCACAAUGUGUGGUUUAGGAAGCAGUCUAAAAUUAACUGACCUCAGAAUACAAUCUUAACACAUAUGUGCUAUACAAUAAAUUUUGUAAAUCUGAAAUAGUACUAUUACAGUUACUGGUUCACUUCAGUAGCUCCUAGGAACAGUAGGGCAACUGAGAACAGUGGAUUGAAUCCAGACUUCCCAGGAGGUUUUUAAUCCAAUAGAGCUCUCACCUGUGCGGGGAGGCAACUUUUGCAGAUUGCCUCCUCUCCCUGCAGCCUCUAGCAUCAUCUCCCACUCUUCUAAAGGGUCUCAUAAUUCUCUGGAACAGUGUGGAAUGUGGUACCAGAGGAGAAGGAAAUUCACCAACAGUAGCAUCCUCUGGGCAAAACCCCAUUCAAGAGAUGUUUCUACUGAUGGGAGCAAAGUGUGGAUCCAACCCAGUAUGUGCAAUUUGCUAAGUACUGGAAUAGAAACAGCUCUUAAAAUAGAGCUGAAAAAGUAACAAAACUGCAGAUGGAUGCUUUGUGCCGCAGCAUAAGCCCAAAAGCAUCUUUUGAAGCCUAAGUUAAGUUGGACCCUUUCAACUAAACUUCGCCCCAACAAGGUCUGAUACUUAUUUCUACAACAAUUCUAGCACACAUACUAACCUGACGAGUCCAAGACCAGUGUUGGCAGUGUCCUUAACAGAGACAAUUUUGCUCUCCUGAAAAACGUUUUAACAAAUAGGCUUUUUCUAGUGACUUUCAAAUUAAGACAAGGGAAAGGAAAAGUUGCUUUUGGGGACAAAGGGCUACUGAUAAAUGGUAGUUAGUAAAUUGCAAAAGAUCUUUGAAGUAGUUCUCUAAACCAUGCACUAGAACAGCAGAUUGAGAACUUCGGUUUCUGUAUAGCUGCUACUGUCCUAUUAAAUGAAGCAGAAACUGUAAACGGGAAGAAAGAAAACUGCACAUGAUAACUAUGUUGAAAUGAUUUAGCUUCACCCACAAUUGCCUUAAAAAUCCCUACUAUUCAACAACUUUGCAAAUAAUGUGUUCUUUGCAAAAAUAAAAUCAAGCCAGAGGGAUUCAUUGCAUAUAAAAAAUUACACAGCACUAUUAAUUUUUAAAAUCAACAUAAUAAGCAGUAGUAAAACAUCCUGUAGAUAGAGCCAGUCAUUCACAACAUCCACCCUCAAAACAUGAGUCAAAACGGUUUUUAUUUGCAUGGCCAAAAUAAUAUUUGAUCCCCUUGCAACUCUUUUAACCUCCCUCUAACAAUUAUUUGCUGCAGGGGGAACAAACUGCUUACUCUGAUGGACAGCCACUCCAGCAACACCUAAACAUUUAACAGAUAAUUACAACACCAUGGACCAAAAAAAAAAACAACCCCCCCAAAACCACCCCAGAUUAACUUCCACCAUUCAACACACUGCAACAGUGUCUUUAGGACUAGGUCGAAGGGGGCAGCUUUACUUUUAAAAAGGUCAUUUCCCUCCAAUUCUUUCUUUACAAUGUUGGUGGUUUCAAUCCAUAUUUCUUUGCAACUUCUGUCUGGGCAUAGGCAGCAUCACAGAGUGAGUAGAGGUGAGCCAUUUCCAUCUCAGAUUUGGCUAGGUUAAUAGCUUUAUUGAACAUUUCAAUGGCUUUAUCCAGAUUGCCUCUGAAAUAAAGGGGAAAGGUUGCAUUAAUGUAAAGGAAAUAAAGCUUGAUAUGACAAGAGAAAAGCCCAUUCUAAAACCAGAGACUAAAAAUAAUCCAAGGACAAUGCCGGGGAUAGAGCUGCAUUCUGAAAGCUGAACUUUCCUCCUUAGCAAUCACCAGUAUUGUUAGAGAUAUACAAGUCCUUUAUCAAAUACCAUAAGUUAACGCUUAGCAGUUACAUGUGGAUGUUAAAAGAAUGUGUGGUUUUUUCCAAUUGAAAAAAAUUUUGCAGCUUUGUUGGUGUCCUUUAACUACCGUAUGCCAUUUUUCUCUCAACUUCCUAAUAGGCAUUAUUCGGAAAUCUGUGUCCCUGUUUAGCUGGUCUUAGAAAUUCAUUAUGAUGAAAGUAUUUUGGAGAUGCUGGAUGCACAAAGAUCUCCGAAUGUCCAUGUCUCAAACAACAGCUUCAUUCUUUAAUGUGCUAAUUAAUGUGAUUGUUCUGGCCAGCUGUCACAACUUUCUCUAAAAUACUAGAUAUCCUAUAGAAAAUGUAAAGGUAUACAGAAGUAUGGCCCCCCAAAAGGUGCAACUUAUAUGAUAAACAAUUUGAGCAGGUUGUUUGUUUAUUGCUGUUGUGUGGCCAAAACUCUUAGCUGUGAGUCCUGGAAGACCUGCAGACCUUUCCCCACCAGGCCUGGGAGGGCAGGGCCCUGACUGACUCCAGCUACAAAAGCUUGGGCUGCUGAACAGAAUCUUGGGCUGGGGUAUAGUUUAGGGGGUUUUGUUUGUGGGAGGGUUGUUGCUGUUAUCAAUUUUUGUAUCUAUAUUUUAGAUCUUGUGAUUUAUGUGGAAAUUGUUCAGUUUGGUUGUGUACUCUUUGAUGUUUUAUUUACUGUUUAUGACUACUUUUGUUAGGCUUGAAAUUAUGUAAUGUUGUUUAUGCUGUAAGCCACCUUGAGCAUGGUUUAUACUAUGGAAAGGCAGCAUAUAAAUAAAAUGGUGUAUGUACAUAUGUAUG